CUGACACCACACGCGUGUGAGUGUUCGGAUAAAAAAGUACCCCAAUGCCCUCUCUAACGAGGUGAUGUUUCGCAUUGUUUUUAAUUGCUUCUGAUGUCACGUCAGAGGAGGGGCGACGGGAGAGAGUCUACUGACAGCUCGGCGCUGAAAACAUGGUGGAGCUGCAUGGCCAUUCUGACUCCCGGGGAUAUUGUGCACCUUUCUUUUCACUGAUCAACAGGAUUUUGAAAAGUUUGGAAUCCUGAAUUCUUUCCCUUUGGGGCUGUUAAAAACAGGACUGCUCAUCUGAAAUCUACAUGGAUGUGAAUGUUCUGCAAUAAUUUGGGAGAAGAAACAGUAGCCUACGGCAUUUGGAAAUCAUAAGGUGAUAAUUUAUCCCAAAAAGUAGAGGAAAACUCAUCGGGGGUUCCAUCGUCCCCAGAAGUUUUGACAGUGUUCAUUUGUAAAUGACCCCACUUACUGUAGUUCAGGAUAAAUGCUGUUUGAAAAAUCAGCCUUCAUUUUAGCCUAGUCAGUGUUACGCCAAUCUGAUGAGCUUGAACACCUCUGCCUUUUCCUGGUUCCGUGGUGGAGCAGUGUCAUUCAGCCAUUUCACUCAAUAAUAAAUGUCCUUGAAAGUCUGUCGACUGGAUGGCAUGACUGUUGGAAGAGAGGAAGGAAUGUGUUCAUUGUAAAAGAGUGCUUGUUAAUAAGGCAGCCAUGAGCCAUCGAGACGAGGCUGAACUGGAAGAUGAGCCUGGUAGCAGCGGAGGGGAUGUGAAUGAAGCUGUAGAGGCUGACAUUGAAUGCCCUGAUGUAGAAGAAGAACAGCAUGCUGCAUCUUCUGUCCAGUUUCAGAGACCCGAUCACUCAAACUCUGGAAGCAUGAGACGUGGAAGAGUACGGCAGCAACUAAAUAGUAAUGGCCAAGAUAGUGGAGAACUUUAUCCCCAACAACAGCAGCCUUCUGUAACUCGGUACAGAAGGUUUGAUGGCACUGUCACUGGAAAUCCUGCCCGAGGGCAAAGAAAAUCACAAGAAGAACUUGAGCAGCCAACACCACACAGGGCGGCAGUUACCCGAUACAGAAGACAGGCUGAUGGAGAGGCCCGAAUCAGAGCACAGCAGCAACGACAGAGACGGCAACACCAGCAGAAAAUGGCUGAGGCAGAGGCACUGCAGCCUUCUCCCCCUUUGCCAGCUCCUGUUCAACCAUCCCAACCUAUAGAUAUAGAGUAUGAGGACAUAGAGGAUGAAGAUCGGGGUUCUGCACUUGCCAGAUCAGCAAGCACUGAAAGUGGCUUUCACAAUCACACUGAUACAGCUGAGGGUGAUAUGAUAGCCUCAGAGGCAGAAGCAGAGACAGCAUCUGGAGGGGAGGCCGUGGAAGAUGAAAAUGCUUAUGCACUGCACUACCGUCCAGAAGCUGAGGAGUACACAGAGAGUGCUGAGGCUGAGCAGCACGAAGGACCUGUUCAGGUUCAGUCUCAUCCGCCUCCACCCCCAGCAGACCCCCUUCCACACUUUCGCUCACUUGACCAUAAUGGAGAGGUCAUAAAUUCGGCCUACUCAGGCUAUGUUUAUACCCAUAGAUUAUUCCAAGGUACAGAGCAUGAGUCAAGGGAUGGAGGUGAAGGGCGAGAAGAAGAUGAAGAUGAACCCUACGCUGAACCCUAUGCUGAUUAUGGACUCCAAGAACAUGUUUAUGAAGAAAUUGGUGAUACCCCUCCGGAAGUGGAUCAUCCUCAAUCCAGAGUGGGUUUUCGUUUAUUUGAGCACAACAGCUACCGUCAGGAGGCACUGGGAGCAAGACUUCACCAUUAUGAUGAACGUUCUGAUGGCGAGUCUGAUAGCCCAGAGAAGGAAGCCGAAUUUGCACCAUACCCUCGCAUGGACAGCUAUGACCAGGAGGAAGAUAUUGAUCAGAUAGUAGCAGAAGUUAAGCAGAGCAUGAGCUCUCAGAGUCUAGACCAGGCUGCUACAGAGGACCGUCCAGAAUCGGAGCAAAACUCUUUGGAGCCAGGAAACAAGGAGCCAGGAGAAAGUCCCCCAAGGCCUACUUCGUCAAGCCCUGUUGGAGAGCAACCCCUGCAGAGACACAGCAAGGAGAAAAGGGAUGCCAUUUCUUUGGCCAUAAAGGACAUUAAAGAAGCCAUUGAGGAAGUCAAGACAAGGACCAUACGCUCCCCUUACACUCCUGAUGAGCCAAAAGAACCAAUUUGGGUUAUGAGGCAAGACAUCAGUCCGACCAGAGAAUGUGAUAACCAAAGGCAGCUAGGCGGAGAUUCUCCAGGUUCUGGUUCAGCAUCCCCUCAGGGAGCAGAGUCAUCCUCCAUUAGACAACAUCUGCAUGAUGGCAGUGAAAGUUCAGAGUCAUCUGCUAACAAAGAGUCAAGGAAAAGUUUGGCUUCGUUUCCGACUUAUGUUGAAGUUCCUGGACCUUGCGACCCUGAAGACCUUAUUGAUGGCAUCAUCUUUGCCGCCAACUACCUUGGUUCAACGCAGCUGCUGUCAGACAAAACUCCUUCCAAGAAUGUUCGAAUGAUGCAGGCUCAGGAAGCCGUCAGCAGAAUCAAGAUGGCGCAGAAAUUAGCCAAAAGCAGGAAGAAGGCUCCUGAAGGUGAAUCGCAGCCCAUGACAGAAGUGGACCUUUUCAUUUCAACUCAGAGAAUCAAAGUUCUCAAUGCAGAUUCCCAGGAAACGAUGAUGGACCAUCCUCUGAGGACCAUCUCCUACAUCGCAGACAUCGGAAACAUUGUUGUACUUAUGGCUCGUCGAAGAAUGCCACGUUCCAAUUCCCAGGAGAAUGUAGAAUCUUCACACCCCUCUCAAGAUGAGAAGAGGCAAUACAAAAUGAUCUGCCAUGUCUUUGAGUCUGAGGAUGCCCAGCUAAUUGCCCAGUCCAUUGGUCAGGCUUUCAGCGUGGCUUACCAAGAGUUUCUUAGGGCAAAUGGCAUUAAUCCAGAAGACUUGAGCCAAAAGGAGUACAGUGACCUUCUUAACACCCAAGACAUGUACAAUGACGACCUGAUCCACUUCUCCAAGUCAGAGAAUUGUAAAGAUGUGUGCAUUGACAAGCAGAAGGGAGAGAUUCUGGGCGUUGUCAUUGUGGAGUCUGGUUGGGGCUCCAUCCUGCCCACUGUAAUCAUCGCUAAUAUGAUGCACAGCGGCCCAGCAGAGAAGUCCGGACGUCUGAACAUCGGGGACCAGAUUAUGUCCAUCAAUGGGACCAGCCUGGUGGGGUUACCUCUGUCAACUUGUCAGAGCAUCAUAAAGGGUUUGAAAAACCAGUCGAGGAUUAAACUGAACAUCGUAAGAUGUCCUCCGGUUACGACAGUGCUUAUUAGAAGACCUGACCUCAGAUACCAGCUGGGCUUCAGCGUUCAGAAUGGAAUUAUCUGUAGCCUUAUGAGAGGUGGUAUAGCAGAGCGUGGAGGAGUUCGAGUUGGUCACAGGAUUAUUGAGAUCAACGGACAAAGCGUAGUGGCAACGCCCCAUGAGAAGAUUGUCCACAUUUUGUCAAAUGCGGUUGGAGAGAUUCACAUGAAGACAAUGCCAGCUGCCAUGUACAGACUGCUAACUGCCCAGGAGCAGCCCGUUUACAUCUGAGGCUGCUGCCGCCGCCGCCGUAUGUGAAGGGAUCGGCUUUGCAGCUGUGGUUGUGUUUCUAGUGCUGCAUUUUUGUGUCCGCAGUAACAUUCCUUAGGUGGUGUAUGUGUGUGUCAUUUUAUCAGAUUUCUAUUUCUUUUCCUACAGCCUGAAUUUUAGUUUGGUAUGUUGAUUCUUAGCACCAAACUGUUUGCCCCUCGGGAUAUCAUUGGACUUUGGUUGACAAUACCAAGUUGCUCCAGAGGUCAUUGCAUUAACCAAAAACCGCAUGAAAUGAAUGUUACUACUAACAACAACCAUCUCCUCUAUACAAGGGAGUCCUCGUGGUAUACAUGUGUGCAGAACACCUCCUUGGCUGUCACUUUUAGUCACUUUACAGUCCCAAUGCUACUCUAUGGUAUAAAACAAAAACUAAACCUUCCAGUCGACAGGCCGUCUGCUCUCAGCACAAUGCCUUCUGCAGGAGGCUCACUUAAAAUGGCCAGAAUGCCACAGAAGGCUCUGAUGAUCUUUUCACUUUCUGUUAUAUUAAUCCACCAAUUGACAUUUUCAUACCAGUAUGUGCUUACUGGAAGCCCUGGUUUAAUAAUAUCAGCUUCACCCUGUCAUCUCCAAGUGUGUUAUUUUAGAGCUUUGGGCAUUAUGACACUAUCUAGAAUAUGUACUGUAUGUAUGUGAUGAUAUACUGUAUGUAUUUGAAGAGUAAAAACAUCAUUAGAUAACAAACACAAAGCACUUAAACGGCCACCAUGGUGUGAUCAUUAGAUUUGCGGCACUACAGCGGGUGUACUUUAUUACGUUCCUUCAUCCCAGUUGUGCGGCUCCUGGUCUGAAGUUUACAAACCAUGAUCAUGGACUAUGGUCCAGGCCAUCAUCUCGCAGUGAGUUUAGCUGUUGCUGUUAUUUGGAAUGCGCUUUGUUACCCGUACCUGGCAUUGUGGGCAGUUCGGCAUACCACUGGCACUCAGUAGAGCCAGCUAGUCUGUGGGACUCGGUGUGUCCUGUACGGUUGUCCUGUCACUCGGGGGAGUGGGGGAUGCUACAGUCAUGCACUAAAAAUGACGUUACUUGAUCGACACAGAAUACAAGGCGAGUCUCUAUAAAAGUAUAAUUACUGUAGUAAAUCGAAGUAAAGUGCAUAUCCCGAGUUUCAAGUUUAGAAAUUUCAAGAAUUGUUAAACCGAUAACUCGUUCAGAAUCAAACCCAAGAGCAGCAUCCUGACAGCUCAUUCACAUUCAUUGAAAAUAAAAUCUCCACCAACACAUCAGAAAGCGGCGUGUCAUUUAUUUAUUUUACACUGUGUCGUGGGGUUGACCUUUCGCUAACGUGUAUCAUCACCGUGUGCCUACCUGUCACAGCGUUCUGCGUCGAUAACGUGGACAGAGCAUGUGAGCGCUAGUUAUUUUUUGCCGAUGUUAAAAAAACAAAUCUUCACUAACAGCUGAGUUUUCAACAAGGUGGUACAAAGUCUUCCUCAACAUAUUGUAUUCUUAUCCACUUUUCCCUGAGUAGUCCCAGCGUGCACUGCUAUAUGGCUGGCUGGCUCCGCACGCAUACGUAUGUGUUGGUUUCCAUCAUUACAUUUUUGAGUUGAUGGACUUAUUGACGUACAUUAAGUAAAUAUAUCGUUUGAUUUGGAGGAUGUCUUAAUGCUGUCCAAGACUGUCUUUGGUUGUAUAAAAUGUGAACCGUAUCCUUAAAGAGGUAAAUGUUUACGCAGAUACUACUGUCACUAGUAAAAAAUUAAGACAAAUAAAUUAAACGUACUACAAAUCUCUACUUACUCUGCAUGCGAUCAAAGGUCAAACCAGAGUGACUUCUAAAAGGUUCAAGAACUAAAAAAUGAACAUAUUGGAGACCAGUGCCACUUGACGUUUGACUUUUGAUUUUACAUAUUAUGGAUGGAGAAGUUGUCCAAGAUAUGAUAAAAAGAAAGCUGCGCAUUUCUUUGUCACAUCCCAGCUUCUAAUGCCUGCCUGUAUGGCUUAAGGAGAGAUUCUGUUCAAAAGAGAUGUCCUCUCUGUCAUACGAGCAGAUCAUCCUAUGUAAAACAAAUAAAAAUAUAAAUAAAUAAUCAAAGUCCGUUCUGCUGAGGGGGCAUCAAUGCCUGUGGCCAUUUGUGCAGUCCAGCCAGAUGCCAACUACUCUCUUUAAUUGAACUACUGACUUAAUGAAAUGGCGUGCACUUGACCUACAGUAACACACCCUGUCUUGUUCUUUAUAAUCGAUUUAAACGCGUGUGCAGCACUGCGUGUGAAGCUCUGCUCGUUCUCUUAAAUGCAGCCCGCACCUUCCGUCCUUCACUUGCAAUUCUUGACCACCAUGUUUGUUCACAAUUUGCAUCUUAAAAGGGCAACCUAAAUGUAUAAAGGGAGUCUCAAAAUCGGACAUGACAUCAUAAUCGAAUAUACAAUAAAUCACAUUUGUAGCCAGUGAUCAUAAUAAACCUAAAAAAUAAACAUGGCGGAAAUAUGAAGCCUUGUCGUGGAUAUAACGUUGCACCAGACUAUGGAGCAGGUGCCCUUUUCCCUACUAGACAAUUGUCACCUUCUGCGUUCUAAGGACCACCACCACUGCAUGCAAACAAAUGGAAUGAGCAACAGAUAACCAGCAAAUGUACUGGUGGUACAAAAAUAAUCAGCUUUAACCUUUAUGACUAAAUACGCACGCUAACGCAAUAUAAAUAGAUCUGCAUUUCAAUGUGUACCUGCCAUUCAGUGCAGAUCACUUUUGAAGCUUUGGCUGUUUUCACAGUUUCCAUCAUUGCUGUCGCUUUUCCAAGGCAAAGCAGAAUAUGCAACAACAAUAAAAAACACAAAAACAAAACGGCCCAAAGGUGCUGAGAGUUGAGAUGCAGUUUGCCAGCCGUGUACAACUCGGAUGGGAUGGCCUGCGCUUCUGUUCUGGCAUUGAGGAGUUUUACUGAACUUCUGCUUUCUUGCACUGCGCUCAUGCGUUACGUACAAACAGGUGACGUCCCAGUGGGCUGUUCAUAGGAGGUUGUACUUCUGUAAGUUGCAGACAGAGUGUAAAUUAUGAUAACAUGUACGUGAUUUUUUUUUUUUGGCCACAUUCAUAAUUUUUAACCCCUGUUGGUCCCAACACUGGAAUUAAUUAACACUUUCAAUAAUCUUGCGUCCUCUUCUGCAUCUCACAUGUGAUGGCUAGUAAUAAGUUGGAAAAAAAACUGCAAAGGUACCAACAAUGAUGUGGUGAAGCGCACAGUGGAAUUACAGAAACGACGACGACAGUGGCAGUGGCAAGAAGCCUGGUCAGCAGCUCGAGUUACCACUGCAGGAAUGGCCUGCUGUUACAUUUGGACAUCAAUGGAGGCAUGUUUGUAACUGGGAAAAGUGGACAUCUGAAAGCUGGCACUGGAUGUGGGAUGAGUUUCUUUGCGACUUCUAAGGUGGCAUCACAGUUGCCCGCUGCUGCCAUAGUGAAGGGCAGUCCUUUACUGAUUUGCUAAUCGAUUCUCAUCUCUGCCAUUUCCCGGAGUGGCAGACGUCUUACAACUGAUAAGUGAAAUGCUUUUUAAAACAGAACGUCGUUACUGCAGCCCCCCAGCUCAAUGAGUCUCUCACAUCCUGACAGCUGUCCAGUGCAGCACAUUAGACUGGUGAAGCGUAUUAUUCAGCCAUAGCGUUACUCCACCGCACACAUUUUCAGGAGACUGGUGAAGUGGUCUUCUGGGGCCUACAAUAUUAAUAUUCAGGCCUGAGUUGAGUAAAGGUGUGGAUAAAAGACUCUGGGAAAUGAUGGCCUUGGGCUGAGUGGGCACCUUAGGAUAACACAAGUUGGGUUUGGGGUCUGUAGCCUGUGAUUUGGAGUUCAGUGCUGUGUUCACAUACUGUGUGUUAUGCCCUUUGACAUUAAAGCAGUUAAAAUGAUGUUGAAUAUUUGGUUAUCAAACAAACAGGAGGUGACCACCACUGAUUAGUGCGGGUGAGACCUGAGGGUUUCUUUCUCAAAUCCCAUGUGUCCUUACUCUCCAUUUCUUCCUGUAUUGUGUAUUUAAAUGUCUACAUGAAUGCACCACAGCAAGGAGCAGACAAGAAGGGCAUCAAAAGGACUUGCGAUUUGCUGUUACUUCUUGAUGACUUUUACCUUUCAGCGUGGGAUACGCAGGGUGCUUCUGAGCUUAGCACCAGACUGUCAUACUCCAUUUUAGCAGUCUAUACUAUACUUCAAUUUUUGAGGUGAUUGUUAAGUAUAUAUAAAUAUAUAUAUAUAUACACACACAAUAUAUAUAUAUUGAUUUUCCUUAUAAAAGUUAAAGUUGGCCUUAAUUUAUUUCUUUUUCAUUUUAAAUGAACAAUGUUUUCAGCAUGACUUGAUCAUGGCGUAUGAAGAAUCAUGACUCAUGCCGACUAAUCCGCUGUCGUAGAGGUUGCUUUCACGUAGACCAACAGAAUCUCGAUAUUUUCUAACGCGCCCCCGUAAGGCUCGACCUGACAAUGAUUGUUUAAGAGCGCGGUGUAUAUUUAGCAAAUGCUCGACAUUUUUCCAUUGGUUUGUGAAGGGGUGCAAUAGAAAACCUUGGGAGGAGUAUUGUACUGUAAUAAAAGUGGUUUUUUGUAAAACACUUCAGUUGGUGAUGGCUGUCAGUAUGGCAACUCUAGUGUCAAUAAUGCACUUCUGAAUGUAAUUUAUCUUAACUUUGUUUGUCAUAAUGUCUAAAAAAAUUCUAUGUAAAGCAACAGCAGUGUUUAUUUAUUUGCUAGCUUUUUUGUGAUGUUACAAUUACUAAGCGACAUUCCUUUAACAGAGCAAGAACGUUUGUAACAUUAUUUACAACAAUAAAUUACUUGCAGAAGGA
This is a messenger RNA of Polypterus senegalus (gray bichir), 8408 nucleotides long. RefSeq names its product amyloid beta (A4) precursor protein-binding, family A, member 1a (gene apba1a). Gene Ontology annotation, biological process: chemical synaptic transmission. The record is from RefSeq and is a predicted model, not a curated record. Gene Ontology annotation, cellular component: plasma membrane; cytoplasm; dendritic spine. Gene Ontology annotation, molecular function: protein binding; amyloid-beta binding. The transcript has 16 exons. Lineage: Eukaryota; Metazoa; Chordata; Cladistia; Polypteriformes; Polypteridae. The coding region runs from base 700 to 3588 and encodes 962 amino acids.